AUAUAAUUACAUAAAAAAUAUACGAAAAUAUUUAUAAAACAUAUAAAUGCGUCCACUGGAACAAAAGUUGGUUAGGUGCACUGACAUUUAAGUUGAUCUUAAGCUUCUCCACUAAAGGGACGUCCGAGUUUGUGGAGAAGCUGCUGCAUGUGAAGCAAGGCGGUUCAGCUGCUCGUCGAAUUCCUUUUGACAGAUGCUAGCUAGGUAUUCUUUGAAGAUUCCAUUUCACGGAACUUCAUUUCCAUUGAAGGGCUAUUUGUUUCUAGCAAUGCAUUCUCUAUUUAAAUCUUCCAUGUGCAAGCUGAUAUUUUGUAAUUAGCCCCCGCUAUCUGAAUGCUUCACUUCUACGCAGUAGUCCAAUUUUCGUUAUUUGUAGCUGCAUAUGCAUAAAGUUUUCUAUCUACUGAUGCAAUAUUCUUUCCAUGAAAUCUCAAAUAGUUGCAUCGGCUGGAAUUGCUACUCUUAUUGUGUAUAAAGCAGUACACAUCAUCACUAUGGGUUGCAUAUUCCGUGGGACUUUGUAAUUGUGUUGGAAAAGGAAACAGCAGAAUAAUCAUGUUAGGGAGCCUACGUGAAGAAAAGCAGUUGUGUGCUCCCAGAAAACUAAUCUUGACAAAAAUUAGUCAUUUUCUGUCUGCCGGCAUCUCUUAUCCCACACAUGCCACAAAGAAGAAACUACUUGGAAGUGAGAGUAUUCGAACCUCAACAACAACAACAACAACAACAUACCCAGUAUAUUCCCACCAAGUGGGUGGGGUCUGUGGAGGGUAAGUGUACACAGUCCAUACCACUACCUCAAAUGUGAGAUAGAGAGGCUGCUUCCGAUAGACCCCCGGCUCAAAGUAAAACAUUCUGACAUAAGAAAUAGUAAAAGAACAAGAUUCAAUAGAAAAUAGCAUAAUCAAUAAUACCAUUAACAAGAUACUUCAAGUAACACACCAAAAGAUACAAUAUCCUAAACUCAGACUACCCUUUUAACCUAAUCCGCUUCCUCCAAAACUUCCUAUCCAGGGCCAUGUCCUCGGUAAGCUGGAACUGCUCCCUAUUCGAACCUCCAAUUACUAUAAUCCUUAGCUUUUCUUAGGUUAUUUUUUUGAGUUUCGACUUCAUUGCAUGUUAAAACCAUCGUAAACUGAAUUAGCUGCACUUUUUGCUUGCUCUAUUUAAGCCGAGAAACGAAUUCUUUAUAUACUUUAAAAAACUGGAUCGCUAGUGUUAGAAGAGUGGGAUUUGAAAGCCAAGACAUGUAUUCAAGCUUUGUAUAGACAAGAUUUCACUUGAUGCUUGAUAGCUUUGAGUUUUUAUUUGUUGGAGAUCUGCUUCUCAGAAUUCUUUUGGAAAAAAGACUAGUGGUCACUGCCUUAUUGGUACGUACUCAUCACAACCUUUAUUUUCGCAAAGAUUUAAGAGUGGAUAGCAUGUACAAUGACCCAACAAGUUCCAUGCUCUGCUGUGCUCCCCACUCUGUUUAGUUCUGAAGAUGCAAUUGUUCUACAGAAACUAUUGUAUGAUGCUGUGAUACUGGUUGAUCAUUCAUUUCUAAGUUCUGGCAGAUGGUUUCAGCAACCCGAAUCCUACUUCAGGAACUUGUUUCUGCUGUGGUCCUUAGUAGCUGAUAAUGCCAUACUGUUUGCUAGGGUAUGCGAUCAAGAUACGCUGACUGCUUAUGUAAAAGCUUUCUCUGAGUCUCAGCUACCCAGUGAGUUACUUAAAUGGGUCUCUAUCCACGCUCUCUCAGAAGAGAACCUGAGUAAUCCAAAACUUAUGACACCUAAAGCUCUCAUAAAGUGGCUUUUUGUCCUGGAAGACCGAGGUCUCCGGGUGUUUGAUCAUGACAAACUGAAGUUCCAUGCCGAGGCAGAAAUUUGCAUUUCAAGGCCAGAUUGCUUUCUCCCUGAAGUUCAGCCUGGAGGCUGGACUGCUGAAGAGAGAGCACAGGGAAGGAAAAUGCAUUGGGGAUGAGGAAAUGGACACCUCAUUGGACAAAACAUUCUUUGAUGCUUACGUUUGUACAGAUAAAUUGCCUACUGACGGUGGCAGAAAGCGCAAAGAUCGAGUGAAAGACACAGAUAUAAGAGGGGGAACACUAAUCAAGCUUCUUAAGUAUAACGUUCAUGAAAGCCCAAAUAGAGAGAAGUUUCUUCCUUUCUCUGAUGAAGACAUGGAAGUGAUGGGAUGAUAUGACCGAAGUAUAAAUUAUGUAUAUGUAGCAGUGCUUUGGACCCUAGUUGGCACAGUGCAUGAUAUAGCACUAACUCGGAGCAGUUCUUUCCUUCAUUUUAUGCCCCUUUUGGGGAAUGUAUGGAUACAACGGAAAGCUUAAAGAGUUGAUACAAAUAACUCGUUUCACUAUGUUGUAUCGGAUGAUUUACAAGAAUGACUUAGGAAGUGGAUCGUCUUUUUAACUUUGACCUUUCUUACACCAUGAGCAACACUUUUGGCCUUGAAGUCUGGUCCGUUGGGAUAAAUACAAGACCACUCAUUUUGAAGGUCAUUGCUUUAAUUUCCUGUGUUGUGUCACUAUCAAUUUAAGGUCUUGCUCAAUUAAUUUUA
Molecule: messenger RNA, 2553 nt
Organism: Capsicum annuum
Lineage: Eukaryota; Viridiplantae; Streptophyta; Magnoliopsida; Solanales; Solanaceae
Exons: 5
Coding region: 1426-1962 (178 amino acids)
Source: RefSeq, a predicted model, not a curated record